CAAUACUCUCGCUGGGACACCUUCCUCUACUUCAACAAGAAGCUUGUGGCAAAGACCAUGGACCGAUAUUGCGCCGCCGUUGCUGCCAAGGGGUCGCCACUGACAAACGUGUUUGAGUUCAUCGACGGAACAAAAGUGCAAACCUGCCGAAUUUCGUCCACUGGCGAUGGCGAAAAUUUGCAGAAGCAAAUCUACAGCGGCCACAAGCGAAUUCAUUGUCUCAACUAUCAAGCGGUUACUGCCCCUGACGGAAUUUGUGUGCAUUUUUAUGGGCCUGUGGAAGGGCGUCGUCAUGAUACGACUCUUUUGCGGUUGAGUGGCUUGCUUGAAUUCAUGAGUCUGCAUCCAAGUGUUUUUAUUGACCAAGUUUUAUAUGGAGAUCCUGCGUAUGGUAUUGCUCCGCAUUUGAUUUCUGGUUUUAAGGGAAACAAUUUGAGUGCUGAAAAAAUGGAGUUCAACAAAUGGAUGAGCAAAGUGAUGCAGUCA
Molecule: messenger RNA, 486 nt
Organism: Aphanomyces invadans
Lineage: Eukaryota; Oomycota; Saprolegniomycetes; Saprolegniales; Verrucalvaceae
Exons: 1
Source: RefSeq, a predicted model, not a curated record